UCUCUUUUUGCGACAACCAAAUUUCCUCUACAAAACUAGCCUUGGUGUUUUCUAGGCGUGGAGCCCAAACGGAUGCGUGCAACCGCCCAGAUUUAGCUGAUGGUCUUCGCCGACUAACAUGACUCCGAUAUCAUCGCAGAGAUACGACCUCUCUACUGUAUGCCAAAAGGAAUGCAAUCAAACUGGGCCAAUCUUCCGAAUGAAUUUGCCUAAUCUCCCGACAUACGAUUGGCUCUGUCCUGUCUGUUAGCGUUCUACGCGAAUCGUAUCCGGAGCAAGGUCAUAAAUCUGAUUGCGCAUUCCACUACUGACCAGCGACUUCAUUGUAUAAACACUAUGGCGAUAGAGGGGUUCUGCUUGAGUAGCUUCAACCUCCAAUCACAAGAAGUAUGAUCUCUGUUUAUGUAAUGUAGGAUCCAUCGCACGGCUGACAAACUCACAACCCCCACUACGCACACCAGAGACAUAAUAUGAAGAUGUUCGAAUACCAUAUUCGGACUACUCACCAUGGACGCCAUAACACAGAAACACGCCAGCCUGAUCUCCGGGCUUCACGAAAUUUACGCUCUCUUAGCAGCCAUGCGCUACAUCCUCCCAAGCGACAUCGUACAGCCCCCGCACGACGCAAACAUGAUCCAAAACUCCACGUUCCUAGAUCUCGGCUACGACAUCGACACAAUCAACGUAAUGAGGGCCAUCCCCGCUCUGCGCACUGAAGUUGUCUGGGGCUGGCAGAAGGAAGGCAUAGAGCUGCUUCCGCGGUCUAAAUUGGUGAACUACUUCAUUACUCCAGAAGAUGAGUGGGGCCAAUUCCUGCGAUGGGGUGAUUGGUCGAUGAUGGCGCGUGGACGAGAAGAAGGGGAGGCAGUUGAUAGUGGACAUAGACUGCUGCCGCCUUGGAUGUUGAAGUUGACGAUUGGGGGGAUGUAUAAUGGGCAGUAUGGGGUGGAUUUGGUGUAUAAUGUGAAGAAUGGGGAGAUAAUUGAAUGGUCGCGCAUCGGUGGUAAGCUCUGGGACGAGUCGCCCAAUAAGCCAGCGGAAGUCGUUCUUUCCGGCAUCGUGUCUAGUUUCAAGAACUUAGCCUGGGUACCACAUAUCUCCUCUCUCGAUCAAGUUGGGGAUACUCCGCGCAUGCGUGAGAUUCUUGAGAACCCCGUCCUUGUCGGGAAUAUGCUCCCAGGAUUCAUCCGACUGUCGGAAGACCCCGCGCAAGCUAUUCAAGAGUUAGAUGGUCCAUAUCAGACGCAAAUGAGGAUGCGAGUCAACCGUUGGAAAGCAAUUCAGAAGUUGUACAGAGAUUGUAGAUGGGGAACGGAUGGUUUUGAUGGCGAAGAGUUUGGGAGGAUAAGAGCGGAGUGGUUGAGGGAGGAGAGGGAAGGGAAGCAACUGGCGAGACAGAGUAGGGUGGCACGAUUGAUGGCUAAUCAAUGGGGAUUUGAUAUCUCUGAGCGCAACAGAAAACAGAAUGGACAGAUAGCACCGGAUAGAGAGUGGGAGAUGACAUUUUGGACGGAGAAAGCGGGAGUCGAUGCAGUGUAA
Messenger RNA from Periconia digitata, 1539 nucleotides. Lineage: Eukaryota; Fungi; Ascomycota; Dothideomycetes; Pleosporales; Periconiaceae. The record is from the annotation of a GenBank genome assembly.